AUGAAUUUACCAGAUCAUUGUUAUCCUCAGACAUCUGAAAAUACUAUCUCUAAUGAUAUUGAUAAGGAAAAAGAUAAAAAAAUUGUUUAUAGAGUGGAUUCAAUUAUAUUAUAUAUUAGAUAUAAGAUAAAUAAAAUAAAAAAUUGUUUUGAAAAUGUUACAAAAAAUUAUUUAUUUUGGUAUUUGAAAAGAAUAUUUGCAAUGAAACCUUUUAGAACUAUUUAUCAUUUUAUUCAUGGUUUUUUCUAUAAAAUAAAAUUAAUAAUUGUUUCAAAUGAAACAGAAAAUAUUCUAUCUAUUAAUGAAGGAAGAUUAAGUUAUCCUUCUGGAUCAGAAAAUUGUACAAAUGAGAAUGAAGUUGUAAUUAAAAAUAUUUGUUUAUCUUCUAAAAAAAUGUCAAGAAAAUUAACAACAGAAGAAAUAGAGAAGAGAAAAAGAAAAACAAAGUAUAGUAAAGAAUUGCUACAAGAAUUAUAUGGAAGUACAGAUAGUUAUUCGUUAAGCGCUGAUUCUGAAGAACAACAAUAUUUAAGAAUGACCCAAACUGACAUUUCAUCAACAUUCUCUGAACAGGCAAUGAAUAAGAUAGCAGAAAUGGAAGAAGAAAUAAAAAGAUUAAAAAGGCAAAUGGAGAUUGUCUGCCAAUUAAAAACUUCACAAAUAGAAAUGGCACAAAAUUUAUUAAAUAAAAAAUUAAGUUCAUCUUCAAGUGACUCAUACAUAUUACUAGAUGAAACAAAUAAUUCUGAGUAUUUAAUAUCAUUACCAAAUGUUUACCCACCAACACCACCACCAUUACCUUCUAUUUCAAUAGAUUCAUCAACUAGUGAUUCUAACAGUAAUGUGACAAAUAAUUGUAGUAAAACAUUACGUACAAAAACAUCUGGUUUUGAUAAUAACACAUUACUUACAGAAUUACAAAAUAUUAAGUUAAAACAUAUAGAACCAACAAUGAAAAAAAAAAAUUUUGGUUCUUUUUUAGAAGAAGCAUUGUAUGAAAAAUUUAAAAAUGUAAAAUUAGAAGAUUAUUCUGACUCAGAGUAUAGUUUAAGCGAUUGGAGCGAUUAA
Strongyloides ratti is the source of this 1068-nucleotide messenger RNA. Its product is annotated as Mitochondrial fission regulator 1 family-containing protein. The transcript has 3 exons. NCBI's taxonomy places the organism in Eukaryota, Metazoa, Nematoda, Chromadorea, Rhabditida, Strongyloididae. The coding region runs from base 1 to 1068 and encodes 355 amino acids. The record is from RefSeq and is a predicted model, not a curated record.